AUGUCAAUUCUGGCCCACCAGUGUGAUAGCCAGAAUCGUAUGCACAGUUAUAAGCCUAAUAAAUUACGUUCUCCUACCUGGAUGCAAAAAUUCCAUAAAGGCAAUUGCUUCGAAUGUGCAACGUUUCUGACAAGUUUGCUGUUAGGGCAAGGGUACAAUGCGUUUGUGGUAAGCGGCUGCGCAUCUAGGGAGCAAACCACGUGUGACUUGACGAGAAUCGCGUACCCCUACAAGCGACAACCGGAACCACCACCUCGUUCGCCGGUAGAGAUUGAGAUUUCGAAAUAUAAACUCGAAUCGCCUGCGGAAUAUAAAAGUCAAUUUUUGGCGGAACUGGAGGAGGAGGAGCAAAGAAAAUUGCAAGAGAAAUUAAAACGACAAGAGGAAGAGCAACAGAGAUUAAUUGAAGAAUUGGAGCAGUCUCCUUUAGAUAAACAUUGGGGGUUCAGAGUACACGCUUGGGUAGCGAUUCUACCAGAGUUAGGAGGACUGAGAGACCAAGAAUUCUCUGGACCACUUUUUAUCGAACCCUCCACCGGUGUAUCCUACAAUUCGCUGGAUACAGACGAACUGUACUUGAAUGUAGAAAGCAUAUGGAACGAUCAGAAUUAUUGGGUGAAUAUGCAAUCGUCUUCAGUGUCAUGCUCAAACAUAAUAUGGGACCUAACGAAAUUGGAACUGUGGGAACACGUACUUCCCGGGGAACCGUGGACAAUGCGGGGAAUAGGAGAGGCGAUCGAUGAGGAUUCAGCUAUACUACAGGAGAAACAUUUAGACAUGCCGAUCUCUUAUGUACAGGAGAUACAGAUCACUGACGAAGAAUAUGAAAGAAGAUAUCCGAACGGCAUGAAAACGAUAUUUUACAAGAAAACAAAGGUUGAUCUUUAUACGCCGUACUUGCACCUGGAUGGUUUGAUAGAGAGGAUAACCAAGUACGAUGAUUACGAUUACCUGAAUCUUAUAGAGUACGAGGAAUUAUACGUGAACAGAUCAGAUCAGCUUGUAAAAUGUAAGAAAAAUCUGACCAAUGAUUCUGUUAUUGAUUUUUAUGAAAGAGGUCGACCGGAUCAAUGCAAAGAACAUCGGUAUUUCGGAAAUGGUCCCGAUACAGUGGACAUGGAACGCAUUUUGGAAUUUUAUCAUGUUGCUCGUAUCGAUGGGCUUUCGCGGUUAGAAAUGCAUCCGAAUUACUUGACACAACACUUUGUCGAUCGUGAUGAUUUCUUGUAUUAUAGGCACGCAGAGUUUUCUCAGGAGCGGAAUAUCCCUUCGUCUAACGAUAUACACUACCGGGAGAUAUCGAAGAUCCUUGAAGAAUUUAACAGAAACGAAACAGUAAAAGCCAGUAAGGAUGUCGCGAUUCGUGAGUUUGCUAUCGGUGAGAACGAAAUACGACUCACGUACCAUUAUGAACCAGGACAAUACAGCAGAGCUACCAGAAUGUACAUAAAACCACCGCUGGCGGAAAGGGGUGACCGCUUAGUGUUGAAUCCCACUAUGACACAAGGAUAUAAUCCUUCAAAUGUACCUGACAAAACUGUUGAAUUACUUUAUGAGCUGGAGAUGCAACUUAAGCAGGAGGAUCGAUCUAUAUCUUACGUCAGAGGUACCGAAGUAGAAGUAUCGAACUUCCUGAAAAUCAGAGACGACGAAUACUUAUCACCGAAGUUAUUGGUAUCUGUAUUUAACAAGACCCGAGACGAGGAAACUGUGACUGAAAUUAUGCAUGAUUGGUCACGCGUUCAAAGUAAAAAAUCCAUGAUGGACACGGUAGAUUAUUUGAAACCGUAUUUAGCGCGUUUGGGGAAUCCUGAUGAAUUAUCCAUGCAGCAAGCAUUUAUACUACGAAACCAGUGUCUCAACGAUUAUAAACAAUUACUCAUAGACAGAGCAAAUAAGAUCCUGCAUAAAUUUGAUGAAGAUUCGCAGAAAGUGACAAAAAUGCAAGAAAAAUUAUUGUUCCAGGCCAAUGAAUUAACCCGCGAAGAAGAGGAGCAAAUAUUAGAACAAAUGAAUGAAAUCAAUUUCAAUAUGAUGACUUUAGAAACCCGACUGAAUCGUCACAAAAAUCUAGUUCCAGCGCGAUACAAAAUGUUGGUGAAUCACUUGGAACAAAAUUCUCACCUCGCGACCUUUCGGAGUACAUUUCCUUCUUUCAUAUAA
This is a messenger RNA of Dufourea novaeangliae, 2163 nucleotides long. RefSeq names its product dynein regulatory complex subunit 7-like. Gene Ontology annotation, cellular component: motile cilium. NCBI's taxonomy places the organism in Eukaryota, Metazoa, Arthropoda, Insecta, Hymenoptera, Halictidae. Gene Ontology annotation, biological process: flagellated sperm motility. Bases 1 to 2163 code for a protein of 720 amino acids. The transcript has 10 exons. The record is from RefSeq and is a predicted model, not a curated record.